Molecule: messenger RNA, 1772 nt
Organism: Aspergillus ibericus CBS 121593
Lineage: Eukaryota; Fungi; Ascomycota; Eurotiomycetes; Eurotiales; Aspergillaceae
Product: tannase and feruloyl esterase
Exons: 1
Coding region: 21-1772 (583 amino acids)
Source: RefSeq, a predicted model, not a curated record
CUCAUCUUCCUCCACGCAACAUGAGAAUCACCUUGGGUGUCCUAGCCGGGGCCACCACCCUCGCCCUCUCCCAGGCAUCCAGUCUCGCCGACGUCUGCACCACCAGCCACGCCAAAGCGUCCCUGCCGAGCAGUGCCGAUAUCGACGGACUCCAAAUCGACUCGUCAUCCAUCACGGCCCGUGCCGUCUACAACGCCUCAUUUUCCAGUUCCUAUUUCUUCCCCGCCUCGUCGUUCAGUUACUGCAAUGUCACGCUCUCCUAUACCCGGCCGGGUCUGGAUACGCCGUACCUGCUCGAACUCUGGUUGCCCGCCCCGAAGGACUACCAGAACCGGUGGUUGUCUACCGGUGGGGGCGGGUUCGCUAUCAACUCCGGGACUAGCUCCCUGCCCGGGGGUGUGAUGUAUGGCGCGGCAGCCGGUAUCACGGAUGGCGGGUUCGGGAGCUUUGAUACGCAAUUUGAUGCCGUGUUUCUGGAAGCCAACGGCACCAUCAAUUACCAGGCGCUGUACUCGUUCGGGUACCUCGCUCACCACGAAUUGAGUGUGGUCGGCAAGGCGUUCAGUCGGAAUUUCUAUGGUGUGGGUGACGCCAAGAUCUACGCCUACUACCAGGGCUGCUCCGAGGGUGGUCGCGAAGGCUGGAGUCAGGUGCAACGCUACCCUGAUGAAUGGGACGGUGCGGUCAUUGGGGCUCCGGCCUUCCGGUACGGACAACAGCAGGUGAACCAUCUGUACCCGAACGUGGUGGAACACACCAUGGGGUAUUACCCACCGACGUGUGAAUUGGAGAAGAUUGUCAACUUGACCAUCGCCGCCUGCGAUGCGUUGGAUGGUCGCGUCGAUGGGGUGGUCAGUCGUACGGAUCUCUGCAAACUGCACUUUAACGUCAACUCCACUGUCGGGGCCCCCUACUCCUGCCCCGCAUCCACCAGCACGACCGUGCUGAAGAAGCGCACCUCGAUGAGCAACUCCACCCCCGCGCAAAAUGGCACGGUUUCUGUCCUGGGUGCCGCCGCGGCAAGUAAGAUGCUGGAUGGUCUCCGCACCCUCGAUGGCCGUCGUGCGUACAUCUGGUAUCAACCCUCGUCUACCUUUGACGAUGCCGACACCCAGUACAACUACGACACCGACCAGUGGGAGCUGGAUAUCACCUCGUUGGGCGGCGAGUGGGUGGCGCGCUUCUUGGAACUGCGCGAUGCCGACAACCUGUCCACUCUGGAUAACGUCACGUACGACACCUUGAAGGAGUGGAUGGAGCUAGGCUGGCAGCGCUACGAGGAUAGUCUCCAAACCACCUGGCCGGAUCUGACCCCGUUCCAAUCUGCCGGAGGCAAGGUCAUCCACGUGCAUGGCGAGUCCGAUCCCAGUAUCCCGACCGGGUCAUCCGUCCACUACCACGAAUCGGUCCGACAGAUCAUGUAUCCGGGCCUAUCCUUCAACGAGAGUUCCCAGGCGCUGAACGAAUGGAACCGGCUCUAUUUGAUCCCCGGCGCUGCACACUGCGCGUCCAGCACGACACAGCCCAAUGGACCCUUCCCCCAGACCACGCUCGAGACGCUCAUCCAGUGGGUGGAGGGCCACGUCUUCCCGACCCGGUUGAAUGCGACAGUCCUGGCCGGCGAGCGGGAGGGCGAACAGCAGGAAUUGUGUGCGUGGCCGCUACGGCCGUUGUGGAAGAACAAUGGCACGGUCAUGGACUGUGUGUUUGAUCAGGCGUCGUAUCAGACUUGGGUGUAUGAUUUUGAUGCGUAUAAGUUGCCGUUGUAUUAG